CAGUAGAUUUCCCAUUAGCUCCUAGUGUCCAAGCUCUCGAAAUGCAUAUUAUUCCUGAUAAACGUCAAAUUAAAAAAAAUACCCGGUUGCAGACUGCAGACUCGUCGAUUUAAAUGUUCGCGUCAGCCAAUCGCGGGCAUUUAAAUCGAGUUAGAUCAUCGAGCCAAUAAGCGAGCAACCUCACGAACGGAGCAGCGCAUCGCGCGAAGUUGCCGUUGGCCCGUGGCCGCAGGCCCGCAGGCCACUCGAGAGAUGAAUCAUCUCGUCGUCAGCGAUCAAGAGCAGCACCUACACCUCUCCUCCCACUACCUAUACGUGCGGCGCCGAUAGAAAUAUCUAUAUACCGCGCACACGCACAGUCGUUCCUCUCGGCUGCGGCCGCGAGCAUAGUGCCAGGCUAGCACAAACCGACUUGACUCGCAUGAAGCUGUGAUUUGCGUGCAGAGAGAUAUAGCUACCUAUAUACUUUAAUAGGAGCCGUCGCUCUCGACCGAAGCUGCUGAACAAGCGAGAGCUAAAGAGAGAGAGAAGGAAAAGGGAGGAAGAGGAGAGUGUCCGUGUGAGUGUGUGCAGUGCAAUUCAAGUGCAAAAGUCUGUGCCGCAUCCUGCUGCACAUAUGUGCUUUAAAAUAAACGCAGAAUGCGAUGCUCGUGACUGCCUGUGGAAUUUGCCUGAUGCAGGCUGCUGCUGAGAUGUGCCCUGGUCACUGCGCACACCUGCAAGAUGAUGUGCUGCCGAUGCUUGGAUUGCUGCACUAGGAGAUCAAAUUGUUUUAGUAGCCGGCGCAAUGGGCUCCAGAUUGAGGGAAAAUGUGAAGCAGCUAUUUGAGUGCUUUUGCGAGGUAGCACAACCAAAUGGAGAGAAACAAGCAUGGAUACUUCAGAGGUACCCUGAAUCUUACAAUGAUUCAGAGGUACUCAAAUCUGUUCCUAAAUUUGCCUAUCCUUGUGAACUGGAAAAUGUUGUAGUACAGCACUUUUCAUUCGUACUCACCAGCAUAGACUCAAAAUGGACAUUUGGAUUUUGUCGGCACGAUCCAAAGACAGAAACAGCUUUAGUUGUUCUUAGCGCUUUACCAUGGCACGAAACAUUUUAUAAAUUAUUAAAUAAUAUAGCAACCUUAACAGCUAGUAAAAAUGCAGGGGAUUUAUGGAAAUUUCUUGGAGAUGUUUAUGAGGCUACCAUCCCAGUUUCUGGAGCAUCGAUCAGUAUUCCAUUGCCAGACUGCAAGACUACAUUUGUCUGUCAAAGGCCAAAGCAAUUCCAAUUGCCAAGUAUACCGGAGAACAGGAAUCUGACGGAGUAUUUCAGCGCGGUUGAUUCCCAUAACAUGAUGAUGGUUUUUGCUUCCAUGCUGUAUGAAAGGCGCAUUAUAUUCACGUCGAAAAGAUUAUCCAGAUUGAGUGCAUGUGUGCAGGCCUGCAACGCUUUAAUCUACCCAAUGAUCUGGCAACACAUAUACAUACCAGUCUUACCGCUUUCAUUAACGGAUUAUUUAUUAGCGCCUAUGCCAUUUCUAAUCGGGGUACCAUCGCCAAUACUUAAGAGCGUACGGCAGAGCGACUUGGGAGAAGUCGUAAUUCUCGAUGCCGACAAUAGCACGAUCGAAUCUCCCUUUCAAGACUUGGAAUCCUUACCCCAAGAUGUUGUAACGAAUCUGAGGCGAGCGUUGCGCAACCGGCCCGCCCUGCUUGGCGACGGCGUGUCCAGGGCCUUUUUGCGCGCAUUAGUUCAAUUAACGGCAGGCUACCGGGAAGCACUAACCUUGCAACAAGGCCAGAGCGAUGAACACGUGAGGAUCACCUUCGAUCAGGAGGCUUUCGUCGAGAGUCGGCCAAUUUCUAUGCAACCUUUUCUCAGGAAGAUGCUGGAGCUGCAGAUUUUCCAACAGUUUAUCGAAGAGAGGCUACACAUGCUGAAUUCUGGUCUCGGCUUUUCGGACGAGUUCGAAAUGGAAGCUUGCAACUACUCUGAUAAAUCUGGUAGUAAAUUUAUGCAACAAUACAGAGAAUGGACUUACGCCAUGCGCAAAGAAGGUUCGGCCUUUAUUCGUAGUGUAAAAGAUAAGGCGAACCCCGCUGUAAAAUACGCAGUUAAAUCGGUUAAAGAUAAGGGGAAGGAUAUGAAAACAGCGUACAAAGGCCUUAAGUGGAAAGGACGAGCUCCAAGAGGUGACAACAGCAUGCGAUUUCAUCAGCCUAGGUCUGCUCCGAGUUCGCCAACGAUGGAUAGAAGACCAAUAUCUUUUGCUUCCCCCUCUAAAUCCCCAAGUGGCCUCACACCCACGACAAGCUACCGAAAAGAACUUCGGCUUCGUAAUAGUAACGUCGAAACUAGCAGGAAGCAAUACUCGCCCCUGAAUCCGAGCUCGCCGGAGGAUCAGGACUCGCCGCCGGAGCGACUAGACAUCGAUCUGAUGCAUGAGUUACGCGAUGUCAUUUUCCCGAACACGCCGCCGGUGGACCGAAGCUUGAAGCCAGUACGCAGUUUAGACAGCUUGAGACCUGCAUGGAGUGGGCGCUUGCGGCACGGUCCUCCGCCUAAUCCAAGUACCACUCAAAACUCCAGUCCCUACGAACACUACCAAUUGCCCAAACAUUCUACCCCCAAAGCUGUUAUCCCCAAAGAUCCUUACCCUUCACCUCCUGCUUCUCGGACAGCAUCUGUUGAUGCUGCUCAGUUGAAUGACCAAAAAAGUACUAGCUCAAACUCUCUAGAAAUGAAAUCCUCCAAUAGCUCAAAGCUGCGAAAGGACAAAGCUCCACUGAUAGGGCUGUCCUCUGUUCGACCAAACAGUGCUCCCAGUGAAACCAAGUCCUCUGAUGUCUCUCAUGAGUUUGUCAAUCCUACCAAUCCCUUUGUCAGCCAUGGAAAUUUCGAUUUUGAAUCAGUUGAUGGCAGUUCAAAAGUCAAAACUGACUCAGGAAUUGAUGGUAGUAAGGAGGUUGUCAAUAAACUUCGAACAGAAGAUCCAUUUGAACUCUAUUCCAAUCCAAGUACCCUCAAUGAAAUCUAUUCUAAUCAGAGUUUGAGCGAUCCCUUUGACACAAGCCAAGUUCUCAAUCCUUUUGGUUUUCCCAAUCCCCUGUUUCGCACAGAUAACCACAAUUUGCCCAUUGAUUCACCUUCGUCAUUAAAAAAUAUAGAUUCCUGCUCUGCACAUGCUAAGGAUCGUACAUCGGACGUGCAGGACCUCAUUCGACUGGACUCGACGAACAGCGAUGACGACUUUGACCCGCUGCUCUCGAGGCCGUCGACGACUGGUAGCGGUGGCAUUCCCAAACAGAUGAGCCAGUCGCUUCACGCGCCAGAGAUGAGUGAAGGUCUCAGCAAUCCGCUGUACCCGUACUUUGCCCCGCAACAGCGUAAAUCGGAACCUGCGGCUCCUACCCAGUCAAAAGUCGGUGACCUAGACCUGCUGCAGGAAUACGGUCUAGACUUUAACAAGUUUAACUUGUCAAACGGGAGCAGUCACAGUAAUACGACCGCCAACAACGUAGCUUCCUCCUCGAAGCUGCUUCUCAACAGUAGCAAUAGCAACAGCGUCGGUAGUGGCAAGGCAGAGCCAACCUACGGAAAUAGUGGAAAAGCGGCCUUCGGUACGGCCUUCAGUGCCCAGCAGACCGUCAAGUCGCCGAGCAACUGGACCAAGUUCGAGUGAAGAAUUUCCAAGUACACCAGACACUCUAUUCGCGGACUGCGCUAACGUGUUCUUGACUCGCGUCGCGUAUGUAUAUUUAGAUGAUGUGAAUCGCAAUUGAAAGUACGGGGGCAAAGCAGCAUCAGUCGCAGUUGUAGUUUGGAUUUUUUUUUGAGACUGCUCAUUCAUUCUGUAGAAUCUGACCAAUCUUGUAAUCGAAUUGCAUAAUCAAUUUUUAUCUCUUUAGUUAGCGUAGAAACUAUAUUUAUUUAUACAUCAUUAUUAAUAUCUAGCAUUUCCGAUGCAAUACGAUGAAAUCGAUGCAUCCGAUGAAACAUAAUUUAUAACAAUUUAAUAAUGAAAAGUAACGUAGGGGUAUUUCAAUUUAGUUAGCUUGGGCACAGGGUUAACUAGGUUAUUGAAUUGUGACUUAUGCUGACUUGUCUUUUAGUUAGAAGGUUAACUCAACUAAACAUUCAAUACCAAAAAUAAGUUUUAUCUGCUCAGUAGUACUUUUCUAAGACGGAAACGAAAUCAUUAUGAACAAUCAUAUCUACAAUACUUUUAUAAAGAAAAUUAGAACUCUAAAGAGUUGUUUAGUAGCUGGAGAAUAUUAAUGAUGAAAUCGUUUAAUAUUUAGAAAGUAUUACUUUGUCGAUGAAAAUAGUUGCGUUUCGCAUCACACAUAAUAUUUUUAAUGUACUUUCGAAGGCUAAUAACAAUAGAUCAAUUGUUAGCAAAAAAUAAAUUGAUCCUCUAUUAAUACCGAUUAAUAUCCUGUGCAUAUUAAUCGGUAACAAGUAUGUAAAAUUUAUCGACUAAUUAUUCAUCAAUUCUAUUUGAGUAGAUCUCGUUGAAAAAAGAGAAAAGGUAAUUAGUCAAUUCUUCUUCAAUUAGAUUUUUAAAUCGGGAAGUCGUAUCGACGUUUUCUAAGUCAAAUUACAAUAUCGUGUACCGUAAAUUUUGAUUUAACUCAUCGAACGAAUGAAAGGAAACGUAUGUAUCGAAUGAAUUUGCAUGGCUUUACAUGCACUGUCAGCGUUUUGUUAUGGCUAGCGAGAAAAAAAGGGAUGCCGUUUACAACAUUUUUGGCUUAUAUUUGAUAGUAAAAGAUGAAAUAAUAAACGAAGGUAGUUCUGUUGUUGAUAUUUUGUUGAUGCUAUGAAUAGAACAUAAGCAGCUUUCAAUCUUUCAUCUAUCAACCGUUCAAACUGUUUGCUUUAUGUUAAAUUAAUAGGAAUGGUUAUGUUAUCAAUUCAUAUUGUUAUGUUGGUAGAAAUCACUGGUGAUAAAAAAGCAUAUCUCAUAAAAACAAAUCAAACAUCGACGUAAGGCUAAAGAAAGCUGCUCUUUCUCUUUCAAUGGUAAAUUCCAGCUUACUAAUUUGGAGAUUUUUGUGAUAAAGCAAAUAUACUAUCUCUGUCCAUUUAAUCGAUGCUAAGUGUGCGAAAUAUACAGAGCGAUUUAUUUUGUAAAAGCAAAAGAUUUUAACGAACGAAGUCAAUCACUUUAUAGCAUGCCUGAUAUGUCUUAUUUUGGGUACAACGAAUAGCCGGUCCGAUAAAAUGACUGAAUAUUUGCAUUGAUAGAGUUAAAUUUUACUAUUCAUUAAAAUAUUACUGGGCAUUAAAAAUUAUCGAAAAUUGAAUAUUAGAUCUAUAAUUUACAAUUGUAUAAGUGUAAAAAUUUUUUGUUUGUUCUGAUUUGAGUAAUUUACUUAUAAGUUAAUUUUGUCUUCUGUUUUCCAGCAAUGUGUGGUUUUUUAAAGUUUUUGAAGCAUUUAUUGUGAUAGUUAUGUUUGUUAUGAAAUUACGAUUUACGAGACACGCGUUAUUAUAGUAAAUAGUCUUUCAUUGCGAGUUUGCCCAAUUUUUUAGGUUGCGUAGGUGUAAGCUCGAUGCGAAUUUUCGACAGAAGAAAAGCUGUAUUUUAAGAAACUAUGUAAUAAUAAUAUUAGCUCAAUUGGAACCCAAACAGCACAAGUUCCUGCACAAGUCUAGUGAAUUCACGAUUGAAUGAGACAUAUCAUACUCUGUAAAUUCGAGAUUUCUAUAAUCAAUUAUUUCAUGAAAAAAAAAAUAUUAGAGGCAUAAUAUUACUCAUCGAUCAACAAAGAGAAAAUUCAAGGUGGCGAUUGUGUUCUUCCUUUUUGUAAAUAACAAUGAGAAUGAAAGAAUGAUCAUUCCGAAAGUAAAACUAGACUAUAUAUUAUAUUUAUAUAUAUAUCAUGAUGCACUUUUUUCAGAAGCAUUGAUUUUUAUAUUUCAUAAAUAGAGUCGCGCUAGCCCGCAACCAUGGACAAUAUAUUUACUUGAAUUGAAUUUUUUAAUUUAGUAUCGUUACCAGUUAUUCGUCAGCUUACCGGCAAAAGUCUACAGAGCGAUUAUUUUGAAUGAGAAACAGUAGGACAUUAGAGUACUCAGAUCUUUGAAAGUUACAUGCGCCAAAACUCGAGUAUCGAAAGCUCCAUUUUACGUAUCAUGUUUCUUCUUCGUUUUGAGCAUACGUUAUAUAGGGAAUGUGUAAUAUAUUUGUUAAAGUAUAUCUUUCUAUAGAUAUACAUCUAUUAUAUACAUAUACAUAAAUUGGCACAAAUAAAUUUAACAUGAAACAUUCGCACAUCUCUCUUACUUCACCAUUUGUGACGGAACACCUGAUGUAGGAAGAAAAAAACAGACGUCUUCCAAAAAUCCAAUUUUUAUUAAUAAAUAAAGAAAUCAA
Molecule: messenger RNA, 6361 nt
Organism: Nasonia vitripennis (jewel wasp)
Lineage: Eukaryota; Metazoa; Arthropoda; Insecta; Hymenoptera; Pteromalidae
Product: DENN domain-containing protein 1A
Exons: 16
Coding region: 788-3661 (957 amino acids)
Biological process (GO): endocytic recycling; endocytosis
Cellular component (GO): cytosol; intracellular membrane-bounded organelle
Molecular function (GO): phosphatidylinositol phosphate binding; guanyl-nucleotide exchange factor activity
Source: RefSeq, a predicted model, not a curated record